CUUCCUACCAGUAUAAACAAUACACUACAAUGCAACUUGGUCAGUUGGCGGGCAAGGCGAUGGCGGGAGAUGAACACCACGCCAACUCCGCUUGGCCGGACAAGGAUGCACUUCCUGUGGUCGCUACUUGCGGCGACUCUUCUCAGCGCGCUGGCAGAGCUGCAGUCCCCCACAGUUCAAGGCUGUUGCUCGGGGCAGAAUGGGGUGCCGGGGAUUCCAGGAAAUCCCGGGCAGCCUGGUCCCAUGGGCAGGGAUGGAAGAGACGGUUUGUCUGGACCAAAAGGUGAUCCUGGUGCUGUAGGAAGCCGAGGCGAACCAGGAUUUCCCGGAAAGGCCGGGCCAAUCGGACCUCCAGGACUUCCCGGGCCGAAGACAGACAACAUAGACUUUUCCACGCUGCCAAAGUCAGCCUUCACUGCCAAGAUUUCCUCCUCGAAGCCUCCAGCAGGUUCCCCCAUUAAGUACGACAUCGUCAUCUCGAACGAGCAAAACCACUACAAUCCCUUAACUGGAAAGUUCACAUGCGUUCAUCCCGGCACCUACUACUUUGUGAUACACGCACACGUUCGCGAAACCACCAUAUGUCUGUCCAUCAUGAAGAAUGGGAGCAAGAUCUCCAAUAGUUGCAUUGACUUUCAUGCUGCUAUUCAUUCCAUGGCCAUGAGCGGGGGUUCAGUGCUGAAGCUAAAGGAGGGAGAUGAGGUGUGGGUUCAAUCGCAAAGCCCUUACAUUGGUCUCUAUUUCCAACCCGGUUAUCGCGACAGCACUUUUACAGGUUUUCUCUUGUUUCCCGACUAGGAAAAGAGUACACACGGCGGAAAUCUAUAAAACUUCCGAUUCACAAUCUAAAUAAUUACGUACUUAACUUGUACACUACUGCUAUGCGAAAUCCAAUUUUAGAAAAGUCGUUUGGGAAGCCGGAGGCCCUCGCCUUUAAGUGGCAUGCGGAGGAGAGACACGUGAAGGACAGCUCCUCUUCAUAAUGUAAAGUAAGCCGUUCCCCCUCGUUCGUUCAUCACUAAAUGUGGUGACUAACACCAGGGCGGAGAUUUUUCCCGCACCUUCCGACGAGCGCGAUUGGCUACAGUAUGGUGCGAAAGAAGUUAAACAUACGUAGAACUACAUGCGUACGUAGAGAGAGCUGUCGCUCAAUCAGAAGAACGCGGCGGCUGAGCCGGAGUGGGGGAAUCACAGCGGAGGAGGGUGACCAUGGGAAUGGCUGUGCUUUUGAGGAAUGCUGUAGCAGAGUGGGAACGUGGGUAAUCACAGGGAAGGGGUGACCGUGGGAAUCGCUGUGCUUUUGAGGAAGGCCGUGGCUGAGUGGGAACGUGGGGAAUCACAGUGGAGGAGGGUGACCAUGGGAAUGGCUGUGCUUUCGAGGAACGCUGUGUCUGAGUGGGAAUGUGGGGAAUCACAGUAGCAGAGGGUGAUGAUGGGCAUAGCUGUGCUUUCGAGGAACGCCGUGGCUAAGCGGGAAUGUGGGGAAUCGCAUGCAAGGGGUGACCUUGGGAAAGGCUGUGCUUUCGAGGAACGCGGUGCGGAGAGAGUGAAAUGGAAGAAUAUGUGAGACAGCGGAGGCAAGACCAGAGCAUGGGUAAAUAUUUAAUUUAACAACAUAUUUCCACGUCUCCGAUUGGCACAGUUGGAUAGGAAAAGUGCGAAAGACCGUCACUAUACAGUAAGUACAUACAACAUUUAAAUGGAUGUCUUUUUUUUUUGGGGGGGGGGGGAUUCGUAAUACGGUUGCAAAUGACGACGAGAUACACUCGUGUGAAAAUAAAAGUAUCCGAAAACGGA
Molecule: messenger RNA, 1797 nt
Organism: Petromyzon marinus (sea lamprey)
Lineage: Eukaryota; Metazoa; Chordata; Hyperoartia; Petromyzontiformes; Petromyzontidae
Source: RefSeq, a predicted model, not a curated record